AUGGAGGAAGCUGGUAAAUUGCCUCUAAAGCGAGUAGAACUUUCCUUAACAAAGUUUAAUGAAGUUGCAAUUCCUCAUCAUUUGGAUUUGUUACGACAACACAAGGCUAAUAUUAUCAAGUACGGCGAGUGCGGCGACAGCGCGCGCGUGCGCUCGGAGCAGACGCACGCGCGCCGCGUGGCGGGCCAGCUGCGCGUGCUGCUGCAGGAGAUGGACGCCUUGCGGAGGCAGGUGCGUCCUGAGGAGUGGGAUCGUUUCGACGCGCUCACUCAGCGCUCGCGCGACCUCACGCUGCGCGCCAUCGUCGACUACCUCGAGUCGUCGCCAGUAACGAUACGGCGGGCGGGUGGUGAGAAGGGUGGGGAGGGAGCGGGGGAGGCGGCGUGCGGCAGCGCGGUGUCCACGGAGUCGGUGGGCGUGGUGGCGCACGCGCCGCAGCUGCAGCUGCAGCACGACGACCAGGUGCGCCGCCUCGUGCGUGCUUUACUUACGAGUACAGGUGGGGAGGGAGCGGGGGAGGCGGCGUGCGGCAGCGCGGUGUCCACGGAGUCGGUGGGCGUGGUGGCGCACGCGCCGCAGCUGCAGCUGCAGCACGACGACCAGGUGCGCCGCCUCGUGCGUGCUUUACUUACGAGUACAGGUGGGGAGGGAGCGGGGGAGGCGGCGUGCGGCAGCGCGGUGUCCACGGAGUCGGUGGGCGUGGUGGCGCACGCGCCGCAGCUGCAGCUGCAGCACGACGACCAGGUGCGCCGCCUCGUGCGUGCUUUACUUACGAGUACAGGUGGGGAGGGAGCGGGGGGAGGCGGCGUGCGGCAGCGCGGUGUCCACGGAGUCGGUGGGCGUGGUGGCGCACGCGCCGCAGCUGCAGCUGCAGCACGACGACCAGGUGCGCCGCCUCGUGCGUGCUUUACUUACGAGUACAGGUGGGGAGGGAGCGGGGGAGGCGGCGUGCGGCAGCGCGGUGUCCACGGAGUCGGUGGGCGUGGUGGCGCACGCGCCGCAGCUGCAGCUGCAGCACGACGACCAGGUGCGCCGCCUCGUGCGUGCUUUACUUACGAGUACAGGUGGGGAGGGAGCGGGGGAGGCGGCGUGCGGCAGCGCGGUGUCCACGGAGUCGGUGGGCGUGGUGGCGCACGCGCCGCAGCUGCAGCUGCAGCACGACGACCAGGUGCGCCGCCUCGUGCGUGCUUUACUUACGAGUACAGGUGGGGAGGGAGCGGGGGAGGCGGCGUGCGGCAGCGCGGUGUCCACGGAGUCGGUGGGCGUGGUGGCGCACGCGCCGCAGCUGCAGCUGCAGCACGACGACCAGGUGCGCCGCCUCGUGCGUGCUUUACUUACGAGUACAGGUGGGGAGGGAGCGGGGGAGGCGGCGUGCGGCAGCGCGGUGUCCACGGAGUCGGUGGGCGUGGUGGCGCACGCGCCGCAGCUGCAGCUGCAGCACGACGACCAGGUGCGCCACCUCGUGCGUGCUUUACUUACGAGUACAGGUGGGGAGGGAGCGGGGGAGGCGGCGUGCGGCAGCGCGGUGUCCACGGAGUCGGUGGGCGUGGUGGCGCACGCGCCGCAGCUGCAGCUGCAGCACGACGACCAGGUGCGCCGCCUCGUGCGUGCUUUACUUACGAGUACAGGUGGGGAGGGAGCGGGGGGAGGCGGCGUGCGGCAGCGCGGUGUCCACGGAGUCGGUGGGCGUGGUGGCGCACGCGCCGCAGCUGCAGCUGCAGCACGACGACCAGGUGCGCCGCCUCGUGCGUGCUUUACUUACGAGUACAGGCGCUGAGGGAGCGGGGGGAGGCGGCGUGCGGCAGCGCGGUGUCCACGGAGUCGGUGGGCGUGGUGGCGCACGCGCCGCAGCUGCAGCUGCAGCACGACGACCAGGUGCGCCACCUCGUGCGUGCUUUACUUACGAGUACAGGUGGGGAGGGAGCGGGGGAGGCGGCGUGCGGCAGCGCGGUGUCCACGGAGUCGGUGGGCGUGGUGGCGCACGCGCCGCAGCUGCAGCUGCAGCACGACGACCAGGUGCGCCGCCUCGUGCGUGCUUUACUUACGAGUACAGGUGGGGAGGGAGCGGGGGAGGCGGCGUGCGGCAGCGCGGUGUCCACGGAGUCGGUGGGCGUGGUGGCGCACGCGCCGCAGCUGCAGCUGCAGCACGACGACCAGGUGCGCCGCCUCGUGCGUGCUUUACUUACGAGUACAGGUGGGGAGGGAGCGGGGGAGGCGGCGUGCGGCAGCGCGGUGUCCACGGAGUCGGUGGGCGUGGUGGCGCACGCGCCGCAGCUGCAGCUGCAGCACGACGACCAGGUGCGCCGCCUCGUGCGUGCUUUACUUACGAGUACAGGUGGGGAGGGAGCGGGGGAGGCGGCGUGCGGCAGCGCGGUGUCCACGGAGUCGGUGGGCGUGGUGGCGCACGCGCCGCAGCUGCAGCUGCAGCACGACGACCAGGUGCGCCGCCUCGUGCGUGCUUUACUUACGAGUACAGGUGGGGAGGGAGCGGGGGAGGCGGCGUGCGGCAGCGCGGUGUCCACGGAGUCGGUGGGCGUGGUGGCGCACGCGCCGCAGCUGCAGCUGCAGCACGACGACCAGGUGCGCCACCUCGUGCGUGCUUUACUUACGAGUACAGGUGGGGAGGGAGCGGGGGAGGCGGCGUGCGGCAGCGCGGUGUCCACGGAGUCGGUGGGCGUGGUGGCGCACGCGCCGCAGCUGCAGCUGCAGCACGACGACCAGGUGCGCCGCCUCGUGCGUGCUUUACUUACGAGUACAGGUGGGGAGGGAGCGGGGGAGGCGGCGUGCGGCAGCGCGGUGUCCACGGAGUCGGUGGGCGUGGUGGCGCACGCGCCGCAGCUGCAGCUGCAGCACGACGACCAGGUGCGCCACCUCGUGCGUGCUUUACUUACGAGUACAGGUGGGGAGGGAGCGGGGGAGGCGGCGUGCGGCAGCGCGGUGUCCACGGAGUCGGUGGGCGUGGUGGCGCACGCGCCGCAGCUGCAGCUGCAGCACGACGACCAGGUGCGCCGCCUCGUGCGUGCUUUACUUACGAGUACAGGUGGGGAGGGAGCGGGGGAGGCGGCGUGCGGCAGCGCGGUGUCCACGGAGUCGGUGGGCGUGGUGGCGCACGCGCCGCAGCUGCAGCUGCAGCACGACGACCAGCGCGGUGUCCACGGAGUCGGUGGGCGUGGUGGCGCACGCGCCGCAGCUGCAGCUGCAGCACGACGACCAGGUGCGCCGCCUCGUGCGUGCUUUACUUACGAGUACAGGUGGGGAGGGAGCGGGGGAGGCGGCGUGCGGCAGCGCGGUGUCCACGGAGUCGGUGGGCGUGGUGGCGCACGCGCCGCAGCUGCAGCUGCAGCACGACGACCAGGUGCGCCACCUCGUGCGUGCUUUACUUACGAGUACAGGUGGGGAGGGAGCGGGGGGAGGCGGCGUGCGGCAGCGCGGUGUCCACGGAGUCGGUGGGCGUGGUGGCGCACGCGCCGCAGCUGCAGCUGCAGCACGACGACCAGGUGCGCCGCCUCGUGCGUGCUUUACUUACGAGUACAGGUGGGAGGAGGGGGGGCGGCGUGCGGCAGCGCGGUGUCCACGGAGUCGGUGGGCGUGGUGGCGCACGCGCCGCAGCUGCAGCUGCAGCACGACGACCAGGUGCGCCACCUCGUGCGUGCUUUACUUACGAGUACAGGUGGGGAGGGAGCGGGGGAGGCGGCGUGCGGCAGCGCGGUGUCCACGGAGUCGGUGGGCGUGGUGGCGCACGCGCCGCAGCUGCAGCUGCAGCACGACGACCAGGUGCGCCGCCUCGUGCGUGCUUUACUCACAGGCUUGGCAGUGGUUGCCAAUGAUGACAUAUGGAUCUGA
This is a messenger RNA of Parnassius apollo (apollo), 3843 nucleotides long. Lineage: Eukaryota; Metazoa; Arthropoda; Insecta; Lepidoptera; Papilionidae. The record is from the annotation of a GenBank genome assembly.